AUUACCAACCUCCAUUUUUGUGCGUUCAAGAAAUUUAGUAAAUUAAAACCCACAAUUUGAGAAAAAGAAAGAAAAUAAAAAAGCGAGAAAAUUAUCCGAAAUUAGCCAAAGCCGAAAGAUAUUUGCUUUUCCAUUUCUGGCAAAAGAUAAUAGCAUUACUUUCACACUUUGGGUUCUAUCUUUUCACUUUAUUUCUUCAGCUUUGGCUUUCUCCUUGGGGGUUUUGAGCUCGGCGAUUUCUUCCGGUUUCUGCCCAUCUGAUUCUUCCCUGCUUCCGAGAAUUGAGUCGUCGGCGUUUCUUGGCUUCGCGUGGGAACUGCUUUUCUGCUUCAAUUCAGGUACUUGAACGCGGUCUCUCACUGGACAAAUCCCCUUAUAGAGGGUUGUGAAGAGUUUUGUUGAAUGCAAUCAGUAUACACAUCAUGGAGGAUGCAGUGGCUGAGGAAGUGAACCCAUUGGAUCCAGCAGAGGUUGCACAACUCCAAAGGAAAGAGAAUGACUACUCACUAAAAUCUGAAAACGGCAACCCAUUGGAAUGCCAAGAGAUGCGUAUACCAGUUGAGGGUGAUUAUCCCUUAAGCUCGCGACAUGAGAUUUUAGAGAAAGUAGAUAUGGCCGGCUAUGUUAACAAAUUAGAACACCCAUAUGGCGGCCUAGGCUUUAGGAAUGAUGUUGGUUUCAUGGAGGAAGAGCUAACUGUGAGGAAUUACAAUAGUUCAAACCUAGCCAUGCUUGAUACAUCAAACAAUCAAGGAAGAAUGCAAUCUAGGCAGAACCCGCAACAACAUUUAUUUCAGCUAGCAAGUGGAUCAGGAAGUGGGAGUUCACAAGUCAAAACUGCAGUCAAGGAUACCGGGAAGGCAAUUUCAGGUGGCUUGGAGAAUGAGGGGGCCACAUCUUUCCCUGGUUUUUGGAAUAAAAGGGAAUUAAGUGACAAUCACUAUGACGUUGUGGAAGAAUUGACAAACAUUGAAAAUACGGGGGCUUCAGCCAACACUUAUGCAGGUAUUCGGACAAAAAUCCUAUCUAGGCCAGGAUUUUCUGAGUUUUUUGUUAAAAAUACACUGAAGGGUAAGGGUGUCAUAUUGAAGGGUCCCAAUCCUGAGAAUUGUCACAUUGAAUCUAGAAACCUGAAUAGUUUGAAGGUGGCCGGUGAUUCUUUGGUAGCUUCUAAUCCAACAAUGAGUAUGAAUGCAAAUGUCAUUACGCCUUCUUCCAAUGGUGUGAAUGUCGGGCUUAGGGGUGGUGGCUCUAAUCAUGAUGAAAACAGUUUGAGAGAAUGGCUGAAUAUUGGACGUCCUAAGGCGAAUAAAGUUGAAUGCUUGUAUAUAUUUAGACAAAUAGUGGAUCUGGUGGAUAAUUUUCAUUCUAAAGGAGUUUCUUUGCCUGGAUUGCGACCUUCUUUCUUCAAGUUGUUACCUUCAAAUCAGGUUAAGUAUGUUGGCUUACCAGUCCGGAACGAGAUGCUUGAGAGUAUGAGGGAUAGAGAUAUAUCCCUUUCAGAAAAUAAUUCAAUCAGGAAAAAGCAAAAGAUAAUUCAGAACACUAGAUUGCACUGGCCCCAGUUCUCUAGCACUGCCUACUGCAUGCAUGAUAAUGUGAAUACCAGCCACGUCAACAGCACUCGUUUGCAGAACAGAAGUGAUGCAUUUGAUGAACAUAAUCCAAGAACAAGGCAUGAGAUACGUACCAUAUCCACCAAUCCUCAUAUGGAUUAUGCAGCUCAGCGGUUUACUCCAAUAAGCGAGCUAUUGGAAGAGAAGUGGUAUGUUAGUCCUGAGGAACUCAGUGAAGGAAGUUGCACAAUUUUUUCAAAUAUCUACAGUCUGGGUGUUCUUCUUUUUGAGUUACUUGCUCAUUUUGACUCAAACAGAGCCCUUUCUGCCGCAAUGUCCAAUCUGCAGCACAGAAUUCUUCCCCCAAAUUUCCUGUCAGAAAAUGGUAAGGAGGUUGGAUUUAUUAUGUGGCUUCUACAUCCUGAACCAUCUUCACGCCCAACGACAAGGCAAAUUCUACAAUCUGAAGUAGUUAACAGGUUACAGGAGGUUUCUGUAAAAAAAUUGUCAUCUUCUGUGGAACAAGAGGAUGCAGAAUUGGAUUUAUUAUUGCAUUUCCUUAGUUCUUUGAAAGAACAGAAGCAGAACCAUGCUGCAAAUUUGAUGGAAACCAUUGGGUUCAUAGAAGCAGAUGUUGAAGAAGUGGAGAGGAGGCACUCUCUAAGAAAACCCUUGAUUGAUUGUGGCUUGUACGAUGAAUCCCUCAGUGGAAGGAAAUAUAUGUUCGUUAGCAAAGAAGAUUCAAGGUCAGAGGUGCUUUCUCCAUUAUUUCCUGUUCCUAGUUCAAAUGAGUCGAGGUUGAUGAAAAACAUAGAUCAGUUUGAGAGUGCUUAUUUCUCGAUGAGAUCAAGAAUUCAGAUUCCUGAGACUGAUUCUAGAAUACGCAGAGAUAAAGAUUUAUUAAGAACUCGCAAUAAUUGGUAUGUGGGAACAAAGGAUGAAGACAAGGAGACGUGCACUGAUCGACUGGGAGCCAUCUUUGAUGGUUUGUGUAAAUAUUCGCGGUAUAGUAAGUUUGAAGUACGUGGCAUACUAAGAAAUGGAGAUUUCAGCAGUUCCUCUAAAGUAAUUUCUUCUAUGAGUUUUGAUCGGGAUGAAGACUAUUUUGCUACUGCUGGGGUUUCAAUGAAAAUUAAGAUUUUUGAGUUUAAUGCUUUCUUCAACGAUUCUGUUGAUAUUCAUUAUCCGGUGAUUGAGAUGUCAAACAAAUCAAGGAUCACAUGUGUUUGCUGGAACAACUACAUCAAAAGUUAUCUGGCUUCAUCUGAUUAUGAUGGUGUAAUCAAGUUAUGGGAUGCCAGCACUGGUCAAGAGUUUGCUCAAUACACUGAGCAUGCAACGAGGGCUUGGUCUGUAGACUUUUCUCAAGUAUAUCCAACAACAUUAGCCAGUGGAAGUGAUGAUGGUUCUGUGAAAUUGUGGAGCAUCAACGAGAAAAACUGUUUAGAUACCAUCAAGCACGCUGCAAAUGUAUGCUGUGUACAGUUCUCUGCUCACUCCUCUCAUUUGCUGGCCUUUGGGAGUGCGGACUACCGCACCUACUGCUAUGAUCUUCGUAAUACUAAAAUUCCAUGGUGUGUACUGGAUGGGCAUAAGAAAGCUGUAAGCUAUGUGAAAUUUUUGGACUCGGAGACCCUUGUUUCUGCAUCCACUGACAGUACAUUAAAGCUAUGGGAUCUUAACAGAACCAGUAUGAGUGAUCCAUCCACCGAUGCUUGCAGCCUAACCCUUGGUGGGCAUACUAAUGAGAAGAACUUUGUCGGGUUAUCCGUUUCAGAUGGUUACAUAGCAUGUGGUUCAGAAACGAAUGAGGUUUAUGCUUACUAUAGAUCUCUGCCUAUGCCGAUCACUUCACACAAGUUUGGCUCCAUUGAUCCUAUUUCUGGAAAGGAGACUGAUGAUUAUAGUGCACAAUGGGUUUCGAGUGUCUGCUGGAGAGGGAAAUCAGGCAUGGUUGUUGCUGCCAAUUCAGACGGGUGUAUAAAAGUGUUACAGAUUGUUUAAGAAAAAGAGAAGCCCUAGGAAGUAAGUUGGAAUGGAGUCAGAGACUAUGAAAUCUUAGCGCAUCUCGGGUUCUAGCCACAUCCUCGUUUGAUAGGGGCCAAACCGACUAAAUGAUUGAUGGUGUACGUUUUAGCUGCAAUAUAUAGUAUCCGAAGGACAUCAGCUGGUUGUGAAAACACUUGGAAUCUUCAAAUCCGAAGAUUGACAUACCAGCACGAGAGCUGACAAACUUCAAACAGUGCCGUAUUGCAAUAAACAAAGGAGACUUGAGGAUCGGUUUGUGAUACUCGGCUUCAAAAUUUUUUAACUGUGACCGAAUGUGAAAUCAGGGAAGCAGGUUGCAGAUGAAUAUACUCUUGGACCAGGUUUGUCAAUCAUUUUCACACCAGCUAUCACAUAAUGUGGCAAGCCGGUUAGAUCGGAAUGUAUGUGCAGUACAACGCUCUUCUUCGUAAGGAGCCAUAUGACCAAGCCGUUUGUUGGGAAAAACGUCCGGAAAGCAUUUGCAACACUUGCAAAGAAGACGAUCUCGGUUGAGUUGUUUUCAGUAUAUAGUGUAGAAAUUAUGGGUCAUCUGUUGUAAAUUCUCGGCAACUAGAUUUAUAGGACAACCUUGUUUUUGGGAGAUCACAGAAUUGACUUUGUAUCUCAUAUGCGAUUGCGCAAUUAUAUCUUUUAUUUUU
This is a messenger RNA of Pyrus x bretschneideri (Chinese white pear), 4243 nucleotides long. Its product is annotated as protein SPA1-RELATED 2. The record is from RefSeq and is a predicted model, not a curated record. Gene Ontology annotation, biological process: photomorphogenesis; protein phosphorylation. Gene Ontology annotation, molecular function: ATP binding; protein binding; protein kinase activity. The transcript has 9 exons. Lineage: Eukaryota; Viridiplantae; Streptophyta; Magnoliopsida; Rosales; Rosaceae. Bases 423 to 3560 code for a protein of 1045 amino acids.